AUGAAAUGGAUCUACAGUUUUGUUAUUGUCUCAAAUAUAUGUAGUUCUGCUCUCGCGGAUACAUCAAGUUUAUUUUCACCUUCUUGCGUUCCCGAAAGUCAACAGACAGCAUUCCCAAACUGCAACCACUUCCUAUAUUUUGGCAACACUUGCCCAUAUCUUCCCACCGAUCAAGCGUGGAAAGAGUGUCUUUGUAAUCAAGAUUACAUUAACUCUCUCUUUGGCUGCGAGAGCGAAGUAAGAGUCUGUUUCCAAGACGGCCACCUUGACUACGAGUACCAAUCUGCACUGAGCCUGUGGCAUAGCCUUUGUAACACCUUUCUCCCUCCCUCCUUGACAGUCACGACACCACCGCUCGGUACAAUUACCGCAACCUAUCGCCCACUCUGCCCCGGUGCAGUAGAUGCAUGCCAAACUGCCCAACUACUAUACGACAAUUGCGGAAAUACCUUUAAGACUCCCGAUGCCGCCUUCACUUCAUGUGUUUGUCAACCGAGGUUUCUAAGCCUGGAUUAUCAAUGCAACUUUGCGGGAAACACUUCUUGCUUGGGCAUCCCGGCCACAUUGUCGAAUUUGAUCGGUUAUGACUGUCCCAACUUUCAAAGUAUCAUCGGGACUGGACUUGUAAGUACAUUUCCUUGGCUUCAGGUGAGACUUUAUUGA
Messenger RNA from Hyaloscypha bicolor E, 663 nucleotides. RefSeq lists its product as uncharacterized. The record is from RefSeq and is a predicted model, not a curated record. The transcript is spliced from 2 exons. Lineage: Eukaryota; Fungi; Ascomycota; Leotiomycetes; Helotiales; Hyaloscyphaceae. The coding region runs from base 1 to 663 and encodes 220 amino acids.